GUGAAGCGCGCGCGGAACGCGCCAACAGUUUGAAAAAAGAAGCCGUUCGGAGACCCGCGAGACCGAGACCCGCGAGACCAGCGCCGGGAGUGCUCCGUGAGGGACAGCCGCCAUGGCGACCCCCCCCAAGAGAAUGUGCGUCAGCCCCGACUUCAACAACAGCUUUGAGAAGUCCGCGAGGAAGAUCUCCAUCGAGGGAAACAUUGCUGCAGGAAAAUCAACCUUUGUCCGUAUGUUGGAAGCUGCCAGCAAUGAAUGGGAAGUCAUCCCUGAGCCCAUUGCAAAGUGGUGCAACGUGCAAGCAAGUGAGGAUGAAUUUGAGGAACUUUCAGCGUCCCAGAAAAGUGGUGGGAAUCUCCUGCAGAUGCUCUAUGACAAGCCCAGUAGGUGGGCAUAUACAUUCCAAACCUACGCUUGUCUCAGUCGGAUCCGAGCACAGAUUAAACCAACCUCGCCCAAGCUUCGGGAGGCAGAACAUCCCGUGCAGUUCUUUGAAAGAUCAGUGUACAGUGACAGAUAUAUAUUUGCUUCAAACCUGUUUGAAUCAGGAGACCUCAAUGAAACUGAAUGGGCCAUUUACCAAGACUGGCAUUAUUGGUUGUUACAACAGUUUGGUUCACAAAUCGAGUUGGAUGCCAUGAUUUAUCUCCGAGCCACCCCUGAAAAAUGCAUGGAUCGGCUUCACCUGAGAGGUCGGGAUGAGGAGCAAGGGAUAGAGAUGGAGUAUUUAGAAAAGCUACACGACAAGCAUGAAUCCUGGCUUCAUGAACGAACAAUGAGGCUUGACUUUGACUGCUUGAAGAAUUUGCCUAUUCUGGUGCUGGAUGUCAAUGACGAUUUUAAAAAUGACAAAAUUAAACAAGAGGACAUUCUAGAAAAGGUUAAAACUUUCUUGCAGAAUUUAUAACGAUGUCCUUAGCUGGGUACAAGCAUCCUGUUGCACUUUUACCUGUCUGACCUAACUGGAGGCAUAUGAAAAAUGAUUUCCUACAUUUCAAUAAUAUAUCAAUCUUGAAACUUGCUUACUUGCUUGCCCCACCCUCUUGUGAGCAAAUGGUAACGAACAACUUAUUUGUGGACUUCCCCCAAGUUAUUUAUUCCUUGGGAAAGUUCCACUUGCUGCAUUAACCAAGCCCAGACCUGCAAUGGCCUAUAACAGAUACAACCACAGUGAGAGUGCGAAGGAGCUUUGGAUGUAGAACCAUUCCCAAUGUGUUAGUGGUGCAAUGUGGUAGUAAAAUAUUAAGUCUUCCAUAUGUACAAUUGAUUCAGGUGUAAAUUUCCAUUUUUCUGCAGAAAGGGCUGAAGUUAGUCCUAUUUACACGUGAUUUGCUUCAGUAAAGGUAACUAUUUAAAGAGUGUGUGCAUAUUUAAUAGAUCUGUAUAUUUGUGGAGUCCUGUAGCUCAGUAGUUGGAGCACUCGCUUUGCAAGUGAGAGACCUGAGUUCAAUUCCAGGCAGGUCAGGGCGAAACCUUGGGCAAGUUUCCUUACUCCACACAGAGCCUAAUAAUAAUCCCUCCACAAAAACAAUAAUAGAUUGGUCAUUUUCAAUCCACGACUGUUUAUGGGACAUUGCUGUGCACAAUUGGU
Molecule: messenger RNA, 1591 nt
Organism: Callorhinchus milii (elephant shark)
Lineage: Eukaryota; Metazoa; Chordata; Chondrichthyes; Chimaeriformes; Callorhinchidae
Product: deoxynucleoside kinase
Exons: 7
Coding region: 113-907 (264 amino acids)
Biological process (GO): nucleobase-containing compound metabolic process
Cellular component (GO): mitochondrion; cytoplasm
Molecular function (GO): deoxyguanosine kinase activity; ATP binding
Source: RefSeq, a predicted model, not a curated record